AUGCGGCAUGGAAAUGGUGAACUAACAGAUCUCUCUGCUUAUAGAUCCUUUGUUGUCGGCUCAUUACCUCUGGCAUUUGCGCUUUCCGCUUCUCAAUUGCGAUUAAUAUCCUCGCUUGGCAUGGGAGUUUUGGUUGGAACAUCAUUGAUAGUGAUCAUUCCCGAAGGGGUCGACACCCUUUACAGUGCGAGAUUGCACAGUGGCCAGAAAGACAUCAGUGCUCGGGGUGCAGGGGUGGAUUGGCAACAGGAGGCUCCAGUCGUGGCUGCGACGGUUGAUUCGCAACCAGAGAAUUACAUUAUUCCUCGUUCAUCCCUCACAUUACCGGGACUAUCCUCUGCACCGGAAGGUGCGGUGUAUGUUACACACAACAACGAGCAUCGCGGUCUGCAUGGAAGGAAGGAGGAUACAUCUCAGGACAAGGCAGAUGAAGAUCACGACGAAGAGAGCUCGCCCCAUGCUUGGAUUGGUGUUGCCCUCGUCAGCGGCUUCAUCUUGAUGUACAUGAUCGACAAACUGCCCGAAUUCGCGUCUACUUCAAAGCAACAGAGGCCACCGUAUCACAUCUCUUUGGACAAUUUGGGGUCGGGAUUGCGGCGAACGUCUUCGCCUUCACGGGAGGGUGGAUUACUGGACGCCGCAACUUCUCCCAGACGCAGUCACAGUUUCGCAACCACCACCGGUCUCGUCAUCCAUGCAGCUGCUGAUGGAAUUGCGCUGGGGGCGUCGACCUCGGACACGGGGCUGAGCUUUAUUAUUUUCCUGGCGAUUAUGGUUCACAAGGCACCUGCGUCGUUUGGGCUUACAUCUAUAUUGCUAAAGCAAGGGCUUUCCAGCCGUGCUGCGAGAGCACAUUUGUUGGUUUUCAGCCUGGCAGCCCCCAUGGGUGCCCUUGCGACCUUUUUGUUUGUGCACCUGAUGGGCUCAGGAACCAGUGGGGAUACAACUGGCACCCAAUGGCGGACUGGGAUGCUGCUUCUCUUUUCCGGUGGUACAUUCUUGUAUGUUGCAAUGCAUACGAUGCAGGAGAACAGCCCGAACUCUUCGUCGCGCGAGGUGCACGUUAAUGGAUACGGAGACCCGAGGGAUAUUCCGCUCAAAUCAGACAAGUCGAUGAGAGACUUAAUCGCAUCUGUCGUUGGCAUGAUCUUGCCGUUGUUCCUUCAGAUCGGCCAUGCUCACUGA
Molecule: messenger RNA, 1185 nt
Organism: Aspergillus ruber CBS 135680
Lineage: Eukaryota; Fungi; Ascomycota; Eurotiomycetes; Eurotiales; Aspergillaceae
Product: Mn(2+) transporter ATX2
Exons: 2
Coding region: 1-1185 (394 amino acids)
Biological process (GO): zinc ion transport; transmembrane transport
Cellular component (GO): membrane
Molecular function (GO): metal ion transmembrane transporter activity
Source: RefSeq, a predicted model, not a curated record